AUGUCUCCAAGAACUCGUACUUCGAUCAAGCGAUCCCGGGAGGCCGCUGGUCUCACUACCACCGCCGCCGAUGCCGAUGAGCCUUCUGCGAAGGUUCAGAAGGUUUCUGCGGAACCAGAACUCAAGGGGGUUGAUGUCACUGCCUCUCCUCGAUCCGUCAAGGACAAGAUAAAGCUCAAGCUGAGAACCAGGUAUACUCCUGCUUACAAUCUCCGUCGUCGCCGCCGCUUGGCCAGCGUUGUCCGACUGGACUGGAACGGGAUGCCCGCCUCUGCCCAACAAGGUAUGCGUAACUUGACGGGAGUGCUCUGUUACCGAAGUGCUCUCCUCCAAUCCCUCCUUCACCAACCACAGUUUUGUCUGUGGCUCACUAGCUACCAUGAGCCGCAACAUUGUAUUUGGGCCGAAGAGACUCCUUGUGUGGCCUGUGUGCUACGCAACUUGGCGAAAGCCUACUGGUCUGGAGAGUCGGUCGACGCAGCAUACGUUGCUGUCGACAAAGCAUUCAAAGCCAACAAUUGGCAAAACGGCAUGGGUGGCCAGCAAGACCCAGAGGAGCAAUUGGGCUGGUUAGUCCAAAAGUUCUCGGAACAAUUGCCUGUCGCCCACUUCGCCGUCUUCGAGUCCUUGACUCACUUCGUCCUGGACUCUUCCACCAAGUGCAUUGCCUGCGGGCACAUAUCCAGCAAGCCCGGGGACAUUGAAGGAUCCUUGGCAAUCGACCUUCUUCCACGAAUCAAGGGGGGCGAUUUGGCCGCGUACGUGCAGCAAUACCUGUCGUACAACGUCACCGACUACAAGUGCGACUUUUGUGGCGACAAGGCCACUGACAAGAAACGAUCUCGGAAGAUCGCCCACUCUCCGGACUUCUUCGCAGUCCAACUCAAGCGCUUCGAUUGGCAAGGGAAGAAGGACUCUUACCCAAUUCCCUUCAAUCGUCGCCUCGAUCUGGAGUCCGUCCGUGCGCCGAACAACGAGACCAAAUCCAAGUACGACUUGUCUGCUGUGGUCUUGCACAGUGGAACGGCCAAAGGAGGCCACUACAUCAGCAUGUCUCGGGGUCCUGAUGGACAAUGGUGGAAGUUCGAUGACAGGUCAAAACUCCCUCUUACUGAGGCUGCUGUUCUCGCUUCUGCCAACAAGAAGUCAGGCGGAUUCACGCCGUAUCUCCUUUUCUACCAACGGGUGAGGUAG
Molecule: messenger RNA, 1194 nt
Organism: Mollisia scopiformis
Lineage: Eukaryota; Fungi; Ascomycota; Leotiomycetes; Helotiales; Mollisiaceae
Product: cysteine proteinase
Exons: 5
Coding region: 1-1194 (397 amino acids)
Biological process (GO): protein deubiquitination
Cellular component (GO): cytosol; nucleus
Molecular function (GO): cysteine-type endopeptidase activity; cysteine-type deubiquitinase activity
Source: RefSeq, a predicted model, not a curated record